This is a messenger RNA of Durio zibethinus, 939 nucleotides long. Its product is annotated as subtilisin-like protease SBT4.15. Lineage: Eukaryota; Viridiplantae; Streptophyta; Magnoliopsida; Malvales; Malvaceae. The record is from RefSeq and is a predicted model, not a curated record. Gene Ontology annotation, biological process: proteolysis. Gene Ontology annotation, molecular function: serine-type endopeptidase activity.
AUGGAUGCUCCAAGUUUUGAUGACAAAGGGUUUGGGCCACCUCCAGCGAAAUGGAAAGGCACCUGCCAAUUAGGAGGCAACAUUUCAGGCUGCAACAAUAAGGUGAUAGGAGCAAGAGCAUAUAACCUGGACCCCUUGACUGGGGAUUUGAAUUCAACACCGGCUGAUGAAAUGGGCCACGGCUGGCACACUGCGUCAACAGUAGCAGGCAAUCCUGUCCAAGGUGCAAAUCUAUAUGGCCUAGGUGAAGGCACAGCUCGAGGAGGGGUUCCCUCAGCAAGCAUUGCUGUCUACAAGGUCUGUCGCCCUGGCUGUAGCGACAUGAGCAUACUUGCAGCAUUUGAUGAUGCCGUUAAUGAUGGUGUUGACUUAUUGUCAUUGUCCAUUAGUGGCUACUCCCCGGGUCGCUUGCACGACUCCAUAGCCAUCCGUGCAUUUCACGCCAUGAAGAAAGGUAUCUUGACAAGCUGUGCCGCCGGAAAUGAGGGGCCGUAUUUGCAUACAUUGAAUAAUGGGGCUCCUUGGAUUUUCACUGUUGGUGCUAGUGCUACGGACAGAGUGUUUAAGACUCCAGUUAGAAUCGGCAAGCACACGAAAACUUUGGUAACCAUCUUUCUCUUCCUGCAUUCAAAGGGGGGUUCUAUGAAUACCUUUCAUCUCAAAAGGAAAACGUACCCUUUUACUAGUGGAGCAAAAGCAAGCAUGCCGGGUGAAAAGGACUUUAACUGUAAGAAUCAGGAAUUGGACCAUGAUCGCUUGAAUAAAGAGCUAUGUGAGAUUGAAACUUUAGAUGAAAAGAAGGUCAAGGGAAAAAUAGUUUACUGCAAUGGAGGAAACAAAAAUUAUAUCAUUAAGAAUAUGGGUGGAAUAGUUGUAAUUAUGGGUUGCGAACCCGCCGCCAGAGAUGCUGGAUAUUCUUUUAUAAUUCCUGCCGCAUGA